Messenger RNA from Ceutorhynchus assimilis (cabbage seed weevil), 1142 nucleotides. NCBI's taxonomy places the organism in Eukaryota, Metazoa, Arthropoda, Insecta, Coleoptera, Curculionidae. The record is from the annotation of a GenBank genome assembly.
UUCACCAUCUUACAUACUGAACAUAAGGAUUUCUUAAGUUGAACCAGUUACCUUGACCUGCCAUUUCCUACUGGUACAAUGACGUUUUAUUAUAUCGGCCGCAGUGUAUAGAUACCCUAAAAUCUGAGUAGCUGUCACUGUCAAAAAACAUCAAAUAGGUUUUCAUUAAUCUUUUCAGCACUUACAUAGUUCUGAAAAAUGUCCAAAUUACCAAAAGCUCUCAAAACAUCCAGGUUCUGGAUGCGUUCAGGUGCCAACAACAACAAUCCCUACAAAGUUUUCCUGGACACUAAAACAGAAAAUUACUAUUUGGAUGAGGAUACCUUCAAAAAACGUGGAACGGCUUUCGAAAAUGAAUAUAUUAGAAAACUCACCGAAGAAUUGAUCCAGCAGCUGAAGCAUAAGAUGGACAAGGAGAGAAAGAUGAUCAUUAGAGAUCAGUUGGAGAAGGAGAGAAAAAAACUGGAAGAAGAUAUCGAAGAUAUGGAAGAAAAUGAAAAUAAAAAAAAGUGACAGAUUUUUUGUGUAUAUGUACCUAUUUUGCUGUGUUUUAUUAGAAUAUUAGAAUAAUUACUAAUUAAUAAACUUGUAUUCAUUUCUUUUAAGUUCGCAUCCAAGGUCUAUAUAUAGAUAUCGCAACAAUUUACUAUUACUCAUACUCGCGGCACUUUCAUCAUCCCAAGCAAAACAACCCAUAGGUAUCGCAAUUAUUUAUCUACCCGACCAAACAUAUUCUGAUAGAGAUAAAUUUUCCUCCAUUCCACCCACGCCUAGUUGCCACGUUUGGCAAAAAUAAUUAACACGGAUAAAUGUCUUAAUUAUUGCGUCUGUGUUCUGCAACAUGUUAGCUUUGUUCUCGAACCGGUUAUUGAUACGGCAAUAAAAUUAAUUUUUAGACAACGUAGGCAGACAAAUAUUGCUCUGCACAGCUGGUGGUAAAUAGUCUUUUUAAUUUGAUCAAAACAAUACUAAUAACUUUUAGGUUGUUGUGGCGGUGCGGCGUUACCGAUUUCUCGCCUACCAGUGUUUUCGUUAUGCAGACCUUGUUUUUUUUUGCUAAUCAUCGUUUAUAUGGUCAGUGGGAGCAUUAUACAACUUUAUACAUACAUAAAAUUGAAAAUAAUUGUGCUACAUGAGAAUUG